This is a messenger RNA of Ananas comosus (pineapple), 2479 nucleotides long. Its product is annotated as CBL-interacting protein kinase 32. The transcript has 14 exons. The record is from RefSeq and is a predicted model, not a curated record. The coding region runs from base 768 to 2126 and encodes 452 amino acids. NCBI's taxonomy places the organism in Eukaryota, Viridiplantae, Streptophyta, Magnoliopsida, Poales, Bromeliaceae. Gene Ontology annotation, molecular function: ATP binding; protein kinase activity. Gene Ontology annotation, biological process: signal transduction; protein phosphorylation.
CUCUCUUUUUUAUUUUUAUUUUUUUGCUUUGUGCUCUCUCUCUCUCUCUCUCUCUCUUACAUUCCACUUUGUUGUUCUUUUGAUUUUGUUGCUUCUCUAAUAAGUGCUCUUAGUUUUGCUGUUAGAGAGGAUUGAAGCUAAGGCUCUAAAAUCAACCCAUACAGCUUCCUCUUCCAUGUAAUAAUUAGCACUUUACACUAGUUGGCUUAGUUUUACAUUCCCCCCUCUUUCACAAAUGCCAUGAAUACGCAUAUGGUUUGGCUUCUAUUAUUAUCCCCAUUUAGGACCCAUUGUUAGCUCUUCUGCAAUUUAUGCAACUUUUAGUGGGUAUUUGGUUCCUCGGAAAAGUGCGAAAAAUUAGUUUUAGGGGAAAAAGUUUUUUCAUGAAAAAUUCUUUUCCACUAAACCUUUGAAAUCUUUUUUUUUUCCCCCAGAAAAGUAAUUUUUCUUAGAAAUCAAAUGGACGGAAAAUACUUUUUCAGCCAAAAGAGGGAAAUAUAUAUAUUUUUUGUAUCAUAUGGAAUGAGAGUAAUCUUUUAAAAUAUGUAAUUUGUUGACAUGUUCCUUGCAUUUUCUCUUUAGUUGUUAUUAGAUUGUUUUGUAUAGUAUCUUAGUCUAGUUUUGUAUAAAAUGAACAUUCCCUGUACAAUGAUAUUCAUUCAUCUGUGAAACUUCUAGACCUAAUCUUUCGGUUUUACGCGAGUUCCGGUGUCGAAAUUGGCUUGUAAAGGCGUAUUGAAUACACUAAGAAGAAGAUACGGCGGAGAAUGAGUAGUACGGCCAAAGUGAAGCGCCGUGUGGGGAAGUAUGAGCUAGGGCGGACGAUCGGGGAAGGAACAUUCGCGAAGGUGAAGUUUGCGCGGAACACCGAGACAGGAGAACCUGUUGCUAUCAAGAUCCUUGACAAGGAGAAGGUUCUUAAGCACAAAAUGGUCGAGCAGAUUAAGCGGGAGAUCGCCACAAUGAAGUUAAUAAAGCAUCCUAACGUCGUUCGCAUAUAUGAGGUGAUGGGAAGCAAAACAAAAAUCUUCAUAGUACUUGAAUUCGUCACCGGAGGAGAGCUCUUUGACAAAAUAGUUAAUCAUGGCCGCAUGAGGGAGGAUGAAGCGAGGAGGUACUUCCAGCAGCUAAUUAAUGCCGUUGAUUAUUGCCAUAGCAGGGGCGUCUUCCACCGUGACUUAAAGCCGGAAAAUCUACUGCUUGAUGCAUAUGGAAACCUGAAAGUUUCUGAUUUUGGAUUGAGUGCGCUUUCUCAGCAAGUCAGGGAUGACGGCCUGCUUCACACGACUUGUGGAACUCCAAAUUACGUUGCUCCAGAGGUUCUCGAGGACAGAGGCUACGAUGGUGCAACUGCAGACUUAUGGUCAUGUGGGGUCAUUCUGUUUGUGCUGCUAGCAGGGUACUUGCCUUUUGAGGAUUCUAAUCUUAUGACCUUGUAUAAGAAAAUUUCACAUGCCGAAUUUACAUCUCCGUCUUGGAUAUCUUUUGGUGCCAGGAAGUUAUUAACAAGAAUCCUCGAUCCAAACCCUGUGACGCGAAUAACAGUCCCUGAGAUAUUAGAGGACGAAUGGUUCAAGAAAGGGUAUAAGCCCCCAGUGUUCGAGGAAAAUUACGAUGCGAAUUUGGAUGAUGUGGAUGCUGCGUUCAGGGACUCUGAAGUGAGUCGAAGACGCGCUUCAAUGCCAAUUAUAGAACACCAUGUGACAGAGAAAAAGGAAGAACAACCAGCAGCAAUGAAUGCAUUUGAACUUAUUUCAAUGUCAAAAGGACUCAAUCUUGCAAAUUUGUUCGACUCGGAGCAGGAAUUCAAGAGGGAAACCAGGUUUACAUCCAAAUGUCCGGCAAAAGAAAUCAUUAACAAGAUCGAAGAAGCUGCAAAGCCACUGGGCUUCGACAUCCAAAAGAAAAAUUACAAGAUGAAGCUGGAAAAUAUGAAAGCAGGAAGAAAGGGGAAUCUCAAUGUCGCAACAGAGGUAUUUCAAGUUGCACCCUCUUUGCAUAUGGUUGAAGUUCGGAAAACCAAAGGAGAUACGCUGGAAUUUCACAAGUUCUACAAGAAUCUCUCGAACAGCCUAAAAGAUGUUGUGUGGAUAUCAGAAGACGAUCCGCACGAGCGAACUUCUUAGGAUGACUCGCUCCGUAGUGGACGCCACAAAUCCCUUUUGUGCCAAAAUUAUGUUAAUAUCUUUUCGUCCGCCUUUUUUUCUUUUUUACUAGGAACAGGCUGUUGGUUAGUUGGUUUGCAGUGUAUUGGCCAUAAUGUUUUCUCUGGUGCCGCAUUUUUUCGUUCUAUUGAAGAUUUCUGUUGUAAAUGUAGGACAGAGUAGCAGCUUCUUUUCUCUUUAAUGCUUCCCUGAAACUAGAGGAAGCUGUAGACUUUGCGCUAGUCUGUAUGCUUGUAAAUGUCUCUACUGUAUGAAUAUCUAGUAUGAGGACUCUUUGCAGUAUUUGUUUAUUAGUGGAGCUGCUAUUGUGCUUU